AUGUUGUUUUUACCAUUCAUCUUCCUCGCUUUUGCUGCUGCUGUGCGCCCCAGUCUUGAAGGUGUCCAAGACAAAGUUGGAUUUGGACCACGGCCACAUGGGCCAAGAGGCCCUCCGAGAGGCCCUCCGAGAGGCCCGCCAAGAGGCCCGCCAAGAGGCCCGCAUGGGGCUGGGCCAGGAGGCCGUACAGAGAUGUACGGACGCUUGCAGCGCAGGGUCGACGACAUCCUGCGCAACAGGUUUCCCGUCUCCGUUUCGGCACUUCGUUUCUGCUCUUCGGUGAUUGAGUACGCUUGGAAGGAGCAAGCCAAGCAGGUGCUUCCACCUUCGCAGCGCUUCACUGUUGGACCACAAGAUGUGGCAGCAGUAUUGCUUCAGGACGAGUUGGAGAAUGCCCAACUGACCUGCCAGGAGGUCAUGGCUGGCGCGUUGCAGGGCGGUCAGCCCUGGGCGGUGGACGCUGCAAAGACAUCGCAGACAGAUGGCGUCUUGCACCCGCUCGGCCGCCUGCAGGCAGUGGACAACGAAGACAGAAGUCCUGCAUGGAAAGCUUCGCUGGAGCACGUUUGCAAGGACGAGUGCCAAGAGCUUGUUGCAGGCAUUUGGGAUGCCCGCGUUCCCAUCAUCGGAAGCUUGGAGUCAAAGGCCCCCACGGAGACCUGUGCGAAUGAGGUGGUCCGUAAAGUCGAGGCCCAUAUUCUGGGCUGCUGUGCAGAAACUUGUGGAUGGAAUGGCGCCGCCUGCACCUUUUGGCCUUUCUUCAGUGUGGCAGAAAAGGGAGCCUGGGAGGCAGAGUGCUGCACGGAGUGGAAUGUGUUAGCAGGGUCCGACAGGGAGAAGCUUUGUGAUGCAACGCUGACGCCGAGCCAGAAGGUGCUGGCGGACGAGCACGACUUGGAGAAGUCCGAGAAAGGUGCCGUGCUGCUUGGACAGGAUGAGCAGCUGAAAUGGACCCGCAACGGGGCGAGGAAUUUCCACAGCGAGCACGUGCAGGAGGGCCAAGUCGUGUCACAGGAAUUCCUGCUCAAGGACCGGACGCCCUCCAUCUCCAUUCAGGACGGUUUAGAUGAGGGGUGGUGGAUCCGGGAGGUUUUGACGAGCAGCUCUCUGUUGGAACUCGGAGACCGGACCAGUGACUGUCCACCUCCCUUCGACACAAUCAGGGCCAAUGAGAAAAAGGCAGACUCCUGGUUCAAGAUUGGAUUCGCGCACUACGGCCCCCACAAGGCCAUGUGUGGCAAUCCGCAGUUAGGGAAUCAGACAGACGAGGUGACAGACUGCACUGCCUUCAUUCAGCCGAGCGUCAGUGUCAAGGCGAAGUGUUUUUCUGUCAAGGAGACAUGCAAGAUUUUUGAGAAAGAGCUUGACAAAAACCUCAAGAGGGUCAAGGCGAACCCUGAGUCGACGAGGAACAUGGUAUAUUUUCACAAGUCACUCUGCACAACCUGCGCGUAG
Molecule: messenger RNA, 1455 nt
Organism: Symbiodinium natans
Lineage: Eukaryota; Dinophyceae; Suessiales; Symbiodiniaceae
Source: the annotation of a GenBank genome assembly